This is a messenger RNA of Quercus lobata, 581 nucleotides long. RefSeq names its product transcription termination factor MTERF9, chloroplastic-like. The transcript has a single exon. The record is from RefSeq and is a predicted model, not a curated record. Gene Ontology annotation, molecular function: double-stranded DNA binding. Gene Ontology annotation, biological process: regulation of DNA-templated transcription. Bases 16 to 564 code for a protein of 182 amino acids. NCBI's taxonomy places the organism in Eukaryota, Viridiplantae, Streptophyta, Magnoliopsida, Fagales, Fagaceae.
UUUGCUUGCACAACAAUGGCUGCUAAUCUUCCCUUCAGAAACCUGCUUUCUCUUAUGCAAAAUCGUUUUUUGACAACAUCGGCAGCAAAAAAUUCAUCAACUUCUCAACUACUUUCAUCCUCAUUCACUGUUAACUACCUCAUGAACUCAUGUGGGCUCCCCUUAGAAUCUGCUCUCUCAACCUCACAGAAGCUCAAACUCGAAGAAAACAACCUCCAAAGGCCUCAAGCUGUGCUCGCUUUCUUGAAAUCUCACGGUUUCGACAAUACCCACAUCGCGGAAUUGAUCAAAAAGCGCCCAAGGAUACUCCUAUACAAAGUGGAAGACAAUCUCAAGCCCAAGAUAGAGUUUCUCACCCAGAAUGGCUUUGUGGGUAAGCUUCUUGCUGACCUCAUUGUAUUGAGUCCUGUCAUUUUCAGGCGAGGCUUGAGUUCCCAUAUAAAACCAACGUUUCAAUUUCUGAAUACAUACCUUGAAAACAAUGAGAAUGUUGUGGCGGCUGUUAAGCGGUCUUCGUGGCUUUUAACUGGGAAGGAGUACCUUUACAUAGCAUAUCGAAAUUGAUUCUAACGCAGCCUAGA